Molecule: messenger RNA, 1869 nt
Organism: Penicillium olsonii
Lineage: Eukaryota; Fungi; Ascomycota; Eurotiomycetes; Eurotiales; Aspergillaceae
Source: the annotation of a GenBank genome assembly
AUGACAGCAAUUACUGAACUGCCAUCAAGCGAGCGCCCGGAGCCAGGCUCUCACAACAUCGCCUUCGGCCAGUUCCCCGCAACCAGCUCCACAACGCCUGCGGACCCGGAUCGCAUCGCCGGUGAGCUAAUCGACCAGCUCAACCAGUGCUUAUCAGCCAAGGAUAGCGCGGCGGUCUCUGCCCUCUUUCUUGAAAAUAGCUACUGGCGCGAUCACUUGUGUUAUGUUUGGGAUUAUCACACCAUCAAGGGGAGCGGUGCUAUCGCUGCCUUUGUGACUGGGCCAGAGACAUCGAGCAAGAUCGAAAUUGAUCGCUCUUCUGCUUUCAGGGCUCCGCAUGCUGGCCCAAUCGAUGCCUUUGGUGAUGUGCAUGGAAUCGAGUUCUUUAUUAAGGUCACCACACAUAAUGGACAGGGUAAUGGUGUUGUACGCUUGGCGGAGGAGUCCGGCAAGUGGAAGAUUUUCACUAUCUUUACCUCCUUGACUGAGGCUACUGGUAUCGACGAGGCUGUUGGUCCAAACCGACCUAUUGGUGCUCAGCAUGGGGAGCAACAAGGUCGAAAGAACUGGAAAGACCGUCGGGCCGACGAGGCCAAGUUCGAGAAUAAAGAUCCUGCGGUAUUGAUUGUUGGCGCGGGACAAGGUGGCUUGACGGCUGCUGCGCGUCUCAAGAUGCUCAACGUCGACACUCUGGUCGUUGACAGAGAAGAGAGAAUCGGCGACAGUUGGCGACACCGAUACCACCAGCUUGUGCUUCACGACCCUGUUUGGUACGACCAUAUGCCGUACCUACCGUUCCCAUCCAGCUGGCCGAUCUUCACACCAAAGGAUAAGCUGGCUGAUUUCUUUGAAUCGUACGUGAAGCUCCUAGAGCUUAAUGUCUGGACCCAGACCGAGGUGACUUCUUCUUCGUGGGACGAGAAGAAGAAGCAGUGGACUAUUGUCCUCGAGCGCAAAAACCUCGAUGGAACCACCGAGACACGCACCUUGCACCCGCGCCACGUCAUCCAAGCCACCGGCCAUUCGGGCAAGAAGAAGAUGCCCGAAUUCAAAGGAAUGGAGAACUUCAAAGGUGACCGCAUGUGUCACAGCUCUGAGUUUGCGGGCGCGAAGUCCGAGUCGAAGGGUAAGAAGGCUGUCGUCGUUGGAUCAUGCAAUUCAGGACACGACAUUGCUCAGGAUUACUUUGAGAAAGGCUAUGAUGUGACAAUGGUGCAGCGAAGCUCUACUUGCGUGGUCACCUCGGAAUCGAUCACGAAUAUCGGACUGAAGGGGUUGUAUGAAGAGUCUGGACCUUUGACCGAAGACGCUGAUACAUACCUGUGGAGCAUUCCGCCACCUCUUUUCAAGUCCCAGCAACUCAAAGUCACUAAAGUGAUGAAUCAGAACGAUGCGAAGAUUCUGGAAGGACUCGACAAGGCAGGAUUCAAGGUAGACAAGGGUCCCAUGGACGCGGGCCUAUUCUUCAAGUACUUCCAACGCGGAGGUGGAUACUACAUUGAUGUCGGCGCCAGCCAACUCAUAAUCGACGGAAAGGUCAAAGUCAAGCAAGGCCAAGAAAUCAGCGAGAUACUCCCCAACGGCCUGCGAUUCGCCGAUGGUUCCGAAUUGGAAGCAGAUGAAAUCGUCUUCGCGACUGGGUAUCAGAACAUGAGGACCCAGGCUCGGAUCAUCUUCGGCGACAAGGUUGCUGAUCGCGUUGGCGAUAUUUGGGGACUGGAUGAGGAGGGAGAGUUCCGCACAAUUUGGCGUCGGAGUGGUCAUCCCGGAUUCUGGUUCAUGGGGGGCAAUCUCGCCUUGUGCAGAUACUAUUCUCGCCUCUUGGCUUUGCAGAUUAAGGCAAUUGAGGAGGGUCUUACUACGUACUAG